Molecule: messenger RNA, 1493 nt
Organism: Bicyclus anynana (squinting bush brown)
Lineage: Eukaryota; Metazoa; Arthropoda; Insecta; Lepidoptera; Nymphalidae
Gene: PMP34
Product: peroxisomal membrane protein PMP34
Exons: 3
Coding region: 193-1032 (279 amino acids)
Biological process (GO): transmembrane transport
Cellular component (GO): peroxisomal membrane
Molecular function (GO): ATP transmembrane transporter activity; FAD transmembrane transporter activity; coenzyme A transmembrane transporter activity
Source: RefSeq, a predicted model, not a curated record
UUUUUUAGUGCGGUUUCUGACAUAAGAAGGUGAAGGUGUCGAUUUUAUUUUGUCGAUUUUAAAAAAUGAUUACUAUUUAAUGUAUAAAAUCGAUUACAUAUUGGAGUAAUUUGAAAUAUGUAUAUUAGUUUGUUCUGUAGGUAAUCAUGAUUGCAAUAUUUAUUAAGUAAAAAAAUAUUUUAUCCUGUUACAAUGGCUUCGUCAUUAUUAAGUUAUGAGACAUUGGUUCAUGCAAUGGCAGGUGCUACGGGGAGUGUAGUUGGAAUGACUGCAUUUUAUCCACUGGACAUAUUACGGUCAAGAAUACAAGUUGAGGACUCAAUAAAACUUCAUGGAACUCCUCUUGAAAUUCUGAUUAAACUCGCAAAUGAAGAAGGUAUAGAAUCCUUGUAUCGGGGAUUAUGUCCUGUUCUCCAGUCUCUCUCAGUAUCAAACUUUGUUUACUUUUACACAUUCCAUGCAUUGCGCAAAGCCGCCUCCAAUAAUACUUCAGCUCUAAAAGACCUAAUGUUUGGUAUGCUAGCUGGUAGUGUUAAUGUGUUACUUACAUCACCUCUUUGGGUUGUUAACACUAGAAUGAAGAUGGAAAAGAAUUCAUACUCGAGCCUAUUUAGAGGGCUCUUAGAUGUGUUCCAAAAAGAGGGUGUAAAAGGUUUAUGGUCUGGUACUGUGCCUUCAUUGUUGUUGGUAUCAAAUCCUGCAAUCCAAUUUAUGGUUUAUGAAGCAUUGAAGAGAAAAUUGACAUCUAGAGGACAGUUUGAUACAUAUACAGCAUUUUUUGUUGGUGCUGUAGCUAAAGCAAUUGCAACAACCUUAACUUACCCGCUACAGUUAGUUCAGGCGAGACUCAGAGCUGGCACAAGCUUUAGACCGCUACUGAAUGCUGCAAAGUCUAAUCCUUUGUCUCUAUUCCGUGGUUUAGAAGCUAAGUUACUGCAGACUGUUUUGACUGCAGCGUUGAUGUUUUUGAUCUAUGAAAAAGUUGUCCGUUUGGUAUUGACCAUAAUGCGGAUAAAGUUAACCAGACAUUGAUACAUGACAAUUAGUAAAUUAUUAAAGUUAGUAAAUUAUUGGUUUUAGGUGAUCUUAAUCUAUAUGUUCACGUUAUGGUUGUUUUGUAAUGCUUUCAAUCUUUUAUGAAAAUAUUGUAAUACAGUAUUAUUGCGUCAGCAAUGAAUAAUAUACAGUAUUAUUACAAUAACAUUUUCAAAUUAGUACAUCAAAUUUGAGGCUUCUUUUUUUAUUAUUUGUUAUACUUAAGUAAUUUCAAAUCAUGAACAGUUUAUUUACCAUCUAAAAUGUACACUGUGAUAAAAGCCAAAUACAUGACCAAAUCAGCAUUUUUGUUAUGAAUUGUUUAUUAAUUUAAAGAUUUUAUGUUAUAUUUAUUUGGGGAAAUGAGGAGAAUGGGGGGUACAGGUUAGCAGUGUAGAAGAUCUGGAAUUUGCAAAGACAAUUAUUUUAUUUCAAUAAAGAAAAACGUAGCAAAAUUA